Paramacrobiotus metropolitanus is the source of this 1325-nucleotide messenger RNA. Its product is annotated as sulfotransferase 1A1-like. Gene Ontology annotation, molecular function: sulfotransferase activity. The transcript has 6 exons. Lineage: Eukaryota; Metazoa; Tardigrada; Eutardigrada; Parachela; Macrobiotidae. The coding region runs from base 99 to 1073 and encodes 324 amino acids. Gene Ontology annotation, cellular component: cytoplasm. The record is from RefSeq and is a predicted model, not a curated record. Gene Ontology annotation, biological process: sulfation.
AAGACGAGACGCCGAACAGAAGCAUUCGGUUGCAGUUAGCUGGUUGUAGAGUGAAGAAAGCAGGCUCUUCGGUAGCGACAUAACCACCGAGAUUGGAUAUGGCUCAAGUUGUUGCAAAUCUUCCCAUGGAGGAGAAUGGUAAACGGGAGAACGGCGGCAGUCCGGCAGCCGUUGCCCGCAAACGAGAAGGACCUUUCGCCAGUCCAAUGAAAUUGUACCGGGGAGUUCAACUCAUCCAGCGUAACUAUGACCUUAUGCCUGAUCUGGAGAAAUUCGAAGCCUUUCCCGACGACAUCAUAGUGGCUACGUUUCCCAAAUCCGGCACCACCUGGAUGCAAGCCAUCGUGACCUUAAUUCUGAAUAAAGGCGAUCCCAGCUGCCUGCAUAACGGCCUGCUGGAGGAGAAGUGGCCGUACCUGGAAAGCGGGAAGAAGGUGCAGAAUGGCCGGCAUCUAGAUUGUGCGCUGAGCAUGCCGCGACCUCGCACGCUGAAAACGCAUCUGGCAUGGCAGGCACUACCUGAUUCGGCACACCAAGCCAAAAGUCGUAUAAUUUACGUAGCACGGAACCCGAAAGAUACCAUCGUGUCCAUGUAUUACUUUAUGAAAUCUCAUCGCGUUCUGGAUUACCGUGGAGACUUCGAGGAUUUUGUGCGAUUGUUUUUAAGGGACGAAGUCGUCUACUGUCCGUACUUUGGCAAUGUGGCCAGCUACUGGACACUGCGCAACCACGAUAACGUCCAUUUCACGACCUACGAAAAACUCCACAAGGAUCCGGUUAAGGAAGUGCAACAAGUGGGCGAAUUCUUGGGACGGUCACUAACGAAGGAGCAAGCCGAACACAUUGUUCACUAUACCACUUUUGACGAAAUGAAGAAUAACGACUGCGUCAACUAUUCGCAGACUCACAAAAAUGGCAUUAUCGAUUUCAACAUUGCUCCGUUUUUCCGAUCAGGAAAAAUCGGCUCCUGGAAAAACCAUUUUACCGUGGCACAAAACGAGAUUGUUGACGAAUGGAUUGCUAACAGUCUUGCUAGCAAGGAAUUGCAAGGACUGCAUUUCGACUAUGUCUAAACCUACAGACUACAGAGUAUAAACUGAAUUUCUCCAGCAACACGAUGAAAAAUGAUACCGUUUGGUGUGGCCUUUAAAUUUAAGAUUUCAGACUUUGUUUCGUAUGCAGUGUGCACUUUAUUGAACUGCUAUUCUGAAGAUUUGCUUCUGCUAUGUUAACUUUGAUUGUGCGUUUUAAAUUGCAAGCUAUUGCGCAUCACAUACGCAGUUGUAUUAAAAUCAUAAAUGCCGGGAAACCUGUAAACUGUAACA